Messenger RNA from Medioppia subpectinata, 3531 nucleotides. The record is from the annotation of a GenBank genome assembly. NCBI's taxonomy places the organism in Eukaryota, Metazoa, Arthropoda, Arachnida, Sarcoptiformes, Oppiidae.
AUGGACUUUGUCCGCAUUCAGUUGGCUGUGUAUGAACUGUACGUCGAUUACCUGGAUUAUUUGGUCAAACGUCAUAACCUGCCCUCAGAUGUAGCCGCUGUGGACACCCGUGCGAUACCGUAUCCCCGGUAUCUGAAGAGCUCAUCAGUUGGAAGUAUGAACAUGUUGGAAGUGCUGGGAAUGUUAGUCAUCACGAGUUAUAUAAUAAUGUGUCCAUUGAUUGUGAAACGUAUUUGCGAUGAAAAGGCGGCCAAAGCUAAGGAAAUGCUCAAAAUGAUGGUAUUUUUGUGCGUGGGUUUUGGUGGACUACCAUUUGUUGUCUAUAGCAACGCGUUUGUACUGUUAAUCGCCCUGGUGCUAUUUAAUAUAAACACAAUAUUAAAUUCUAUGUUUAUAACCACCAUGUUCAAUCGCCCGGUGAUCGGUGUAGUGGUCAGUGUUAUAUGGUUUGAGGUCUCGCAUGCGGUGCCGAUGGGAGCGUUGAGUACAAUGUAUAACCAGGAUAUAGAUGUCGAGGGCACCACCAAUUCGCGUAUACUCUCCUGUUUUCAGCCCAACUCAGCCAUGCAAUGGAUGUUCACAGUUAUGGGCCAAUGCGAGACUUACGUCUUGCUAAUAUGGUACGUGGACAAUGUGUGGCCAUGGCAGUUUGGUAUACCUAAGCCCGUGCACUAUCCAUUUUUACUAUCAUAUUGGUUCCCAAAUCGGGGUAAAACAAGUGAUACAAACGAUGCAAUCGAUGCAAAUAAUGGCAAGAAUUUAGCACACUUUGAAAGAGAGCCGUUGAACACAAGGGUUGGCAUAAAGUGUGCGAAAUUGCAUAAAAUGUUUGGCAAUAAGACGGCUGUCGGCGAUAUGUCUCUCAACAUAUAUGGCGGGCAAAUAACUGUACUGUUGGGCCAUAACGGCGCCGGAAAGACCACUACAAUGAAUAUGAUUACCGGUAUAUUCCCGCCCACUUCGGGCACAGCAUAUAUUGAUGGAUACGAUAUCAGACAACAGACUCGGAGGGCUCGCAAAAGCCUGGGUUUGUGUCCACAGGAAAACAUUUUGUACAGUGAGUUGGAUGUGAGCCAACACUUGAAACUAUACGCUAUACUGAAAGGCCAUCCCUGGGCUGAUGUGGACAAAGAGGUCCAGAAAAUGGCAGCUUUGGUUGAUUUGACAGAUAAGGCAAACACUAUGUCUAAUGACUUAUCGGGAGGUAUGAAACGCAAGCUAUCGCUCGGUAUAGCAAUGAUAGGCAACACUGAGAUCUUAAUACUGGAUGAGCCGACCUCUGGUAUGGAUCCGGAGGCGCGAAGACAUAUGUGGGAUGUCUUACAGAAUAUCAGAUCCGAAAGGACUAUAUUAUUGACCACUCAUUAUAUGGAAGAGGCGGACGCUUUGGGCGAUCGUAUAGUAAUCAUGAGUGAGGGACACAUCAAAUGCUAUGGAAGUCCUAUGUUUCUGAAGAAAGCAUUCGGCGCCGGAUAUCACCUCCGGAUCGCUAAGAACCGGGAGUUUAACAGCCAAUCGGUGCUCAAUAUUAUACGCAAAACAAUGCCAAACGCGGACAUCAAAAGUGAGAUCAAUUCAGAGAUCAUAUACUCGUUGGAAGACAGCGACGAACGCGAGAGGAAUAACAAUGAAAGUACGACAAGUCGUCAACUGAUCCAACUCUUUGCACACUUGGAGACCAACAAACAGGAGCUCAAUAUUGAAACAUUUGGCCUAACGGUGACCACAAUGGAGGACGUCUUCCUACGAGUGGGCAAUGAAUAUAUGGACAACUCUUCGGCCGACGAGUUGUCUAAAGCGGCCACUAAUUCACCGCAAGAUACGGACCUAUUGUCGCAUAAUAUCACCAAAAAUACUGGCAAUAAACUUAUGCGACAACAGUUUUGGGCGCUUUUCAUGAAGCGUUUCCACUACGCGAAGAGGUAUUGGCCAAUGAUUGUCCUCCAGACAGUACUUCCGGCCAUACUAUUCAUGUGUAUCUUAUUGUUGGAUCAGUCGCUGAAAAGGGCGACAACAGAGACCUCAACGGUAUCUCUUGAGUUGAAUCUGAAGUCUAUGUACGGCCCAACCGAGGGUUUCAUUCAGUCGGCACUCAAAGACUUUAACGAUAAGUAUAUUAAAGUGUCGACCAAUAAAGAUGUGAAGACACAAGUGAUCACUGUAAACCCAAACAAUUGGACUCUAUCUGGCAAUAGAGGGGACGAUAUAACUAAAUAUAUCAACACGUAUUUAGUCGGCGCUCAGAUCAACACUACCGCCAAAGCCAACAAAACAUCACUAAUACUGAUUCCCUGGUAUAACAAGGAGGCCAUACACUCACUCCCGGUGUCCAUCAAUUUCAUAUACGAGACUCUAUUGAAACAGAAAUUCAAUGACAAACCAUCGAUCACACUAUACAACCACCCGAUACUAUCGGACCAGAGUGCAAAUACCAUGGGUAUGAUUAUGGUGACCAUGGUGGUUACCUGUUUACUGCUGGUGCCCCUAACGGUGCCAUUUAUCGGCGCCUCGUAUGCGUUGUUCCCAAUCCAUGAGCGCAUCACUCAAUCAAAACUUUUACAGUUAAUGAAUGGCAUAUCUGUUCACACGUUUUGGGCGGCGAGUUAUCUCUUUGAUAUCAUUAACCAUUUGUUGGCCAGUAUUAUACUCUUCAUUGUAUUCGCCAUUUUUGAUUGUGACAAAAUUUUCAUGGGCAAUGCGAGCAACGCGGGCGGACUAUUCCUACUAUUCCUUAUGUUUGGUCUGUCGGCCAUACCGUUAGCCUAUCUGUUCUCACUUCGACUCAAACAGCCCUCAACUGGUUAUGCAGUUCUGGUCGUUGUAUACCUGCUCUCCGGUAUAGCCCUGUCUUUGACGGUAUUUUUUGUGUCAAUGCAAAAGCCGAAAGCGGCCGACGCUCUCGAAGGUGUGGCCAAUAUUAUGCCCGUAUAUGCCAUGAGUCACGGCAUACAAAAGCUGUACAAACUGGGCUCGUAUGCGGAUGUUUGUAAUAAAAUGACCAGGGAGCAUUUGGCUCAGCGGUGCGACAACAGUAACUAUCGCAUAGAUAAAAGUAGCGACUACUGGGGCUGUUGUGUGAAUCUGUGCAAACCCACACACGAGUGCUAUUAUGAACGCAAUGCUUUCCAAUGGGGUAAAUACGGUAUUGUAACGGAGUUGGUGUAUAUGAUUGUUACGGCAUUUGUCUAUCUAUUGAUACUAUCGCUAAUUGAAAGCAAUUUCCAAAAAAUUAAAUACAUGUUUAAUAAAAACUCAAAAAUAACUGAAAUGGUUAACAACGGGUACAGCACUGGACAGCAAAAUGUUGUGCUAAACGUGGGCACCGGUGGUCAGGAUAUGGACUCCGAUGUCAGUGCGGAAAUGAAACGCAUCAAAGGUCUGGUCGGCGCCAAUAGGGGAACCACUGAUGCGAUUGUUGUGCAAAAUCUGUGCAAAACAUUCAAAGCGUUUCCAGCCGUCGAUAACCUCUCGUUUGGCGUCCAUAAGGAGGAGUGUUUCGGACUGUUGGGAGUGAACGGCGCCGGAAAGACC